AUGGCUGUCUUUGCGCGCAUGGUGAAGGGUCAAGUGCGCCACUACUCUGCCCCGGUGGACAUGGCCAUUCCGGCAUCCAAGCGCAAGUUCAUCCCCUCGUCUGGAUCGUAUCCCAAGGGCUUCCUCGUCUCGGGUACCCACGUGGGUGUCAAGGCCUCCAACACCAAGUUCCCCGAUUUGGCCCUGAUCUCCUCUGAAACGCCCUGUUCCGCCGCGGCCGUCUUCACCACCAACAAGUUCCAGGCCGCCCCUGUCCAGGUCAGCCGUGAUAUUCUGAAGACCCGCCAGGGACACGGCAUCCGGUCCGUCGUGAUCAACUCCGGCUGCGCCAAUGCUGUGACUGGAAAGGGUGGUCUGGAGGAUGCUGUUGCGAUGGGCAAGAAGGUGGAUGAGUGCAACGGGCUCAAUGAGCCCAGCACGCUCGUCAUGAGCACUGGUGUCAUUGGACAGCGUCUCCCCAUCUCCAAGAUCCUCAACAACAUCCCCGCCGCCCACACGAACCUCUCGUCCACCCACGACGCCUGGCUGAGCACCGCCCGCGCCAUCUGCACGACCGACACCUUCCCGAAGCUCCUGUCUCGCACGUUCACGCUCCCCUCGUCGCCCGAGCGCACCUACCGCCUCGCCGGAAUGACCAAGGGCGCCGGCAUGAUCCACCCGAACAUGGCCACGCUCCUAGGCGUUCUCUGCACCGACGCCCCCGUCGAGCCGUCCGCCCUGCAAUCGCUCCUCAAAUACGCCGUCGCGCGGUCCUUCAACUCCAUCUCCAUCGACGGCGACACCAGCACCAACGACACGGUCGCCAUCCUCGCCAACGGCGCCGCCGGCGGGGCCCCCGUCACGUCGAGCGCCGCCUCCCCCGACUACACCGCCCUGCAGGACAUCCUCACAUCGUUCACGCAGUCGCUCUCGCAGCUGGUCGUGCGCGACGGCGAAGGCGCGACCAAGUUCGUCACCGUGCGCGUGCAGAACUCGCCGCACUACGAGUCCGCGCGCCUCAUCGCCUCGACCAUCGCCCGCUCGCCGCUCGUCAAGACUGCCCUCUACGGCCGCGACGCUAACUGGGGCCGCAUCCUCUGCGCCAUCGGCUAUACCCAGGGUGUUGCGCCGGGUACCGUGGUGCCGGAGCGCACGAGCGUGAGCUUCAAGCCCGUCGACGGCAGUCCUAUCCUGAAGCUGUUGGUGAACGGUGAGCCUGAGCAGGUUGAUGAGGAGCGUGCCAGUGUCAUUCUCCAGGAGGAGGAUCUGGAGAUCGUCGUCGAUCUCGGUGGUGGCGAGAAGGGCGAGCAGGGUCUUGGUGGUGAGGAAGCUGUGUACUGGUUCUGUGAUUUUAGUCAUGAAUAUGUCACUAUUAACGGUGACUACCGGACCUAG
Aspergillus terreus NIH2624 is the source of this 1374-nucleotide messenger RNA. Its product is annotated as bifunctional ornithine acetyltransferase/N-acetylglutamate synthase. Gene Ontology annotation, cellular component: mitochondrial matrix. The transcript has 2 exons. Gene Ontology annotation, biological process: L-arginine biosynthetic process; L-ornithine biosynthetic process. NCBI's taxonomy places the organism in Eukaryota, Fungi, Ascomycota, Eurotiomycetes, Eurotiales, Aspergillaceae. Gene Ontology annotation, molecular function: L-glutamate N-acetyltransferase activity, acting on acetyl-CoA as donor; L-glutamate N-acetyltransferase activity, acting on acetyl-L-ornithine as donor. The record is from RefSeq and is a predicted model, not a curated record. Bases 1 to 1374 code for a protein of 457 amino acids.